AUGUCCAGCAUCAGCAGGUCAUACAGCAAACGAAGCUCUUCCUCUAUCGGAGAGAAAGUUUCGAAACAUUUGACAUUUCUUGCUGCUGAGUAUCAAGGGAGAAAAGUCACCAUUAGACGUAAUCCGGAAUAUCAGGAAACAAUAGCAUCUGUACGGAGGGCGUUCAACUCACUGAGUCGUACUCCUGCGAGUCAGAUAUUGCUCUUUGCGCGUUUCGAAGAGUUCGGAGACGAUUUGCAAGUCACCGAGGAGCUAUGGUCGGACCUACUUCCCAGACUCAUGUUGGUGACUGUUAUUCUCGAUGACUUUUCUCCGUCCCCGCCUCCGCCGCCACCGCUCGUCGGCGACACAAGUUCCGGGAGCCAUACAGAAGCGUAUGGAACAUUGCAAAUCUUUGCCAAAACAUUUACUGGCAAGACUAUUCGACUCUUGGUACAUCCUGAGGACACAAUAGAGAAUGUCAAACAGAAGAUUCAGGACAAAGAAGGCAUACUAUCAAAACAACAACGUCUCAUAUUUGGUGGUCAACGACUGUCCGACACCAUGACCGUUACCGAAUGCAAGAUUGGGUCGGGCGAUAUCAUGGACCUGGUAGUCUCAAUGCGAGAGAAGUCGUUGUCACGCCGUACAAGUACUGUCGUAACGCUGACAGGCAAAACCAUCGCGGUCGGGGUUGAUUCGAGCGACACCAUAGCCAGCCUGAAAAGCAAGAUCCAGGAUCGAGAGGGCAUCCCAACUAACCACCAACGUCUCAUUAUGGCUGGAAGGCAACUGGAGGAUAAAGCUACGUUAAUGGAUUAUAACAUUCAGCACGAGUCAAUCGUUCACUUGGUAUGCCGACUGGUUGGGGGCAAACCGAUCAUCUACAUCUUCCCUGCAAGCACAGUGAAAGAUGUUCGCGUUCAUCUUUCCACUCUGACAGGUGGCCAAACAAUCGAUUGGACCGUUGAUGCCAAGCCAGACGGGACUUUAUUUGACAAGGUAGCAAACCGCGAGGUCGCAUAUUUGUUCUGGGAGGCACACACCAGCCCUAGACUCCCUUCACCCCCUGUCACUCGACCUGGUACUCCGGUUGAGAUAUCAGCGCUCACCUUCGAUCCAUCGAGCCCCGUUUUACUGUCUAGCCAAUCUGCUCUUCUGCCUUUUGACAAAAUCACGGGCUACAUUGACGAUGUGCUGUUGGCGCCCGGAUUUCAUCUUGAAGCAAGAACCUCAUUCAUUACAUACUGGCUUCCAAGUCUCUCAAGGCAUGCAUACGUCUCGCUGAGGUUCCUACCUCAGGAAGAAUACGAAAAGGCAGCUCCGUUGAAUAUAACGCCAGCUCCUGAAGUCAUAACGCGAGUGUUUAUGCUAUUUAGAGGCGUUGAAGAAAGUCAAGUUGAGUUCUGGUCGGAUGCUGCAGGAAUGGCAUGCCAGGAUGUUACUGUUUGGAGGGAUGUGGUAGGGGUUGAUAUUGAGAAGACGCUGAACAGAUCUUUAUAUCGUGUUUUGGAAUGGGGUGGUAUGGAAGUGAAAUAA
This is a messenger RNA of Rhizoctonia solani, 1518 nucleotides long. Its product is annotated as ubiquitin family protein. Gene Ontology annotation, biological process: protein ubiquitination; modification-dependent protein catabolic process. Gene Ontology annotation, cellular component: nucleus; cytoplasm. Gene Ontology annotation, molecular function: ubiquitin protein ligase binding; protein tag activity. The coding region runs from base 1 to 1518 and encodes 505 amino acids. The transcript has 7 exons. NCBI's taxonomy places the organism in Eukaryota, Fungi, Basidiomycota, Agaricomycetes, Cantharellales, Ceratobasidiaceae. The record is from RefSeq and is a predicted model, not a curated record.